UUGUGGGAAGCUGGGGGAGGGGACGCCUGGGCCCUUUGUUCUGGCUCUCCUGAUGGCAGGGCGCCCCUGCCCCCCCAGCCUGUGGUUCUGUGAGUCUUUCCUGGUCCGGGCCUCAGUUGCUGCCCUGAGUCUCUGUCCCUGCUCUUUCUUGGCCCAGAUGGGAGAACCCCGGGCUGGGGCCCCCCUGGACGAUGGCAGCGGCUGGACGGGCAGUGAGGAAGGCAGUGAGGAGGGCACUGGUGGCAGCGAGGGGGCUGGGGGAGACGGGGGCCCAGAUGCAGAAGGUGUCUGGAGCCCAGACAUUGAGCAGAGCUUCCAGGAGGCCCUGGCCAUCUACCCACCCUGUGGCCGCCGGAAGAUAAUCCUGUCUGAUGAAGGCAAGAUGUAUGGUCGGAAUGAACUGAUUGCCCGCUACAUCAAACUGAGAACGGGGAAGACACGAACUCGCAAACAGGUCUCUAGUCAUAUCCAGGUUUUGGCCCGAAGGAAAUCGAGGGAAAUCCAGUCCAAGCUGAAGGCUCUGAAUGUGGACCAGGUUUCCAAGGACAAGGCUUUCCAGACAAUGGCUACCAUGUCCUCCGCCCAGCUCAUCUCUGCCCCUUCCCUGCAGGCCAAACUGGGUCCUGCUGGUCCUCAGGCCUCUGAGCUUUUCCAGUUUUGGUCAGGGGGCUCUGGACCCCCCUGGAAUGUUCCAGACGUGAAGCCAUUCUCACAGACACCAUUCUCCUUAUCACUGACUCCCCCAUCUACUGACCUCCCAGGGUACGAACCCCCCCAGGCCCUCUCACCCCUACCCCCACCUGCCCCAUCACCCCCAGCCUGGCAAGCUCGAGCCCUGGGUACUGCCCGGUUGCAGCUAGUGGAGUUCUCAGCUUUUGUGGAACCACCGGAUGCAGUUGACUCUUACCAGAGGCACCUGUUCGUGCACAUUAGCCAGCACUGCCCCAGCCCUGGAGCGCCCCCCCUCGAGAGCGUGGAUGUCCGGCAGAUCUAUGACAAAUUCCCUGAGAAGAAGGGGGGUCUGCGAGAGCUGUAUGACCGUGGGCCCCCACACGCCUUUUUCCUGGUCAAGUUCUGGGCGGACCUGAACUGGGGCCCAAGUGGCGAGGAGGCAGGGGCCGGUGGCAGCGGCAGUGGCAGCGGCAGCAGCAGCGGCGGCUUCUAUGGAGUGAGCAGUCAAUACGAGAGCCUGGAGCACAUGACUCUCACCUGUUCCUCCAAGGUCUGCUCCUUUGGCAAGCAGGUGGUGGAGAAGGUGGAGACGGAGCGAGCCCAACUGGAGGAUGGGAGAUUUGUGUACCGCCUGCUGCGCUCACCCAUGUGCGAGUACCUGGUGAAUUUCUUGCACAAGUUGCGGCAGCUGCCUGAGCGAUACAUGAUGAACAGCGUCUUGGAGAACUUCACCAUCCUCCAGGUGGUGACAAACAGAGAUACCCAGGAGCUGCUACUCUGCACCGCCUACGUCUUCGAGGUCUCCACCAGUGAGCGUGGGGCCCAGCACCAUAUUUACCGCCUGGUCAGGGACUGAAGGGGGAACCCCCAAAAUGGCUUGCCCCUGGAACAGUCCCCUCCCAGGAAAGGCCCUUUACCUCUCCUUAUGCUUAUUUGGGGAGGGGCCUCUGAUGUAAAGAGGUUGCCCUCAGAGGCCUAGGAAACUGGGGGCUGCCCCCUAUUAGAGGGGGCCCCAAAACUUGAUUGGUGAGCUGAGCAGGCUGGGACUGAGAAAAGGAUAAACCCCGAUAUUGGGACCUCACAGGGGGUGUCUGAAAGGACAGAACACUCCAGAGCAUCAGGGAUUGACGACAGGAGCGAGACAGCCCCAGGUACAGCACUGGCUCUCAGCCUGACAGGGCCCCCUUUCCCAUACUUGGAGGUUGGAGGUUUUGGAGGUUACGUUGGGUUGUCCCCUUCCUGUUUUCCAGCCCCCUCCCCCCAAAUUUCUGCCUCUCCUUACUACCCCUACUCCAUGACCUGUGAUAUCACAAAUUGAAGAUGAAUCCUUUCUGUUCAGGAGCAGAGUCAGGUGGGCCCUGGAAAUAUUUUUUUUUAAUAUAACGAGAUAUUUAUAAGUGGGUGUUUAGGAUCUUGACUUUAUCUUAACUUCUCAAACACUGAGGUGAGACUUUCUCAUCCCAUCCCCCUCCUUCUGAGUGAGCCGCGAGCUCGACUGCUUCUUCCCUUCCUUCCCGAAGUGUGUGGGUUUGUGUUCUGAUAGAGGAUAAAGCUAUUUUACCAAAA
Molecule: messenger RNA, 2238 nt
Organism: Carlito syrichta (Philippine tarsier)
Lineage: Eukaryota; Metazoa; Chordata; Mammalia; Primates; Tarsiidae
Gene: TEAD2
Product: TEA domain transcription factor 2
Exons: 13
Coding region: 53-1528 (491 amino acids)
Biological process (GO): embryonic organ development; hippo signaling; regulation of transcription by RNA polymerase II
Cellular component (GO): transcription regulator complex
Molecular function (GO): RNA polymerase II cis-regulatory region sequence-specific DNA binding; DNA-binding transcription factor activity, RNA polymerase II-specific
Source: RefSeq, a predicted model, not a curated record